Gymnodraco acuticeps is the source of this 3737-nucleotide messenger RNA. It is a transcript of the gene ccnt2a, whose product is annotated as cyclin T2a. The transcript is spliced from 7 exons. Gene Ontology annotation, molecular function: cyclin-dependent protein serine/threonine kinase activator activity. Gene Ontology annotation, cellular component: cyclin/CDK positive transcription elongation factor complex; nucleus. The record is from RefSeq and is a predicted model, not a curated record. Gene Ontology annotation, biological process: regulation of transcription by RNA polymerase II; positive regulation of DNA-templated transcription, elongation. Lineage: Eukaryota; Metazoa; Chordata; Actinopteri; Perciformes; Bathydraconidae. Bases 960 to 2144 code for a protein of 394 amino acids.
CUCCCAACUAACAAUAAAUACAGCCAUUGUUUACAUGCAUAGAUUUUAUAUGAACCACUCCUUCACCAAAUUCCACAGGAAUAUAAUCUCUCCAACCACCUUAUUCUUGGCCGCAAAAGUGGAAGAGCAACCUCGGAAACUCGAACAUGUGAUCAAAGUGGCACAUGCUUGCCUCAAUCCCCAAGAAUCGCCUCUAGACACAAAGAGUAAUCAAGCAAGGAUCUGGCACAGACUUCCUAUUUCAUGGCUACCAACAGGUUGUUAUCCUGCCCCUCCUUUGUUGCACUUUGACUGCACACCAUAGCUUCCUGUAAUGCAGGGUACCCUUUCAGUGUCCAACGGGCCCUAAUAGCGCUGGUGGUUGUUGGGAUGCUUGCCUCCUCCCCUCGGCUCCCCUCCCUCGUUCACAGGGAGCGGGACAGGGUGGCUCGUAGCGUUACCGGCCCCAGUCGCAGUGCGGUGUAUUGUACAAGGGACCACGUGUUGGCACAGAUGGGUUGAAUGCAAGGUGUGAAGUGUAGUGGUGCACUUGAAACCCACAUGUUUGUUCGGUUGCGAAAAAGUGCAUAAUUCUAAGAGAAAGACACUUUGGUAGCCUGAAUAGCAGCUAAAGAUUUCAGAGAUGUAAACAUUUCUCGUAGAGGUCCACCCGUCUACACCUCACUACGUUCUGCCUCCAGUACAAACCCACAGUGAUCUCCUGUGUGUGCAUCCACCUGGCCUGUAAGUGGUCAAACUGGGAGAUCCCAGUUUCCACUGAUGGGAAACACUGGUGGGAGUACGUGGACAACUCGGUCACCCUCGAGCUGCUCGAUGAGUUGACCCACGAGUUUCUGCAGAUUCUGGAGAAGACGCCCAGCCGGUUAAAGAGGAUUCGCAACUGGAGGGCAACACAAGCUGCCAAAAAGCCAAAGGGUGACGGCACAUCGUUGAAUGACAACUCCUUUGCCGGGCCUUCCAUGCUCCAAGAUGAUGCAUCACUCCCUGGUGGCUCCUGCAACCCAAGUUUUUCCAAGGCGGGCGCUGCCUUCAUGUCUGGCCCCUCCGGGGAUGGACCCCUGUCUCUGGAAUCCUUGGCUGGCUCGUACAACCCAGCCAGCCACAGCGAGUGGCCCCUGGGUAACCAGAGCCAAGCAGGGUAUGCUACCUCCAGUAUAAAACAGGAACCCCUCAGCAUCCCUCUGCAAGAGCCCUCCCUGCUUCUUAAUGCGCCGGUAUACAGGACUGAUAAAACACUGGACUUCAUACCUGUCAAACAGGAACAAAAAGGAGGCCAGCCUCCUCCACCACAACCGUCUCCAGCUCAGAAGCUGUCUCUGGACAGAUACAGAGAGAAACAAGCAGCAGAGCAGACUGUCUCCGGGCAUAAACGCAGCCAGGAACAGCAUGGAGGAAUAAUGGAUUGUGACGGGAGGGGGGACAUAUUAUCUUCCUCCUCUUCUACCUAUGCACCCACGAGCCAAGUAGACCAUAGAAAACAUUCACAGCCCCACCAAACAUCCCACGGUGUUGGUGGAGGCACCACUGCCUCCCCGAUGAAAAUUAAAGCCCCCUCCUCAACUUCAGGGCAAGAAAGACGUCAUCAUAGUGACAAGCGGGACAAAGGCUCACUCAAGCUCCGCCUGGCUGUCCCCGGGUCUGGCGGGGGCUACCAGCUGGACAAAGGCGGACUGCCAAGCAAAGACGAGCUCAAGAUGAAGAUAAAAGUCUCAUCGGAGCGCCACAGCUCAUCGGACGAAGGCAUGGCGGCCAACAACAACAACAAGAGCAAACAUUCCAGCCCUCUGGUGAUUAAGGAGAAACAGCACCGUGUAGCAGAUCACCUCCAUCGCCACCACAAGCACAGUCAUCCUCACACACACAGCGGGAACGGCGGGGGAGGCCCGCUACGAGGGCUGCCGGGCAUGGAAGGGCCCAUACUCGCUCCUCCAGGAUCCCUGUCUUCCUCAUCGCGCAAGAGGGCGUACCCCGAGGCCGGCCACAACCACCACCCUCUCUCCUCAUUCUCCACCUCAGGCUCCAAAGUGAGCAAAAACUCCAAGGGUGGCACAGUUGCUGCAGGUGGGCUGCGGACCUCUCAGCAGUACCCUCCUCCUCCUCCUCCUAGUGAAUCGCCACAUGAAGUGGGAGAGCAGAGACACUGAGAGACCCCUCUCUGCAGCCAUGGCCCAAACUACCCACAGCUCAGACUAUGAAGACUAUGCUCCCUGUUAAGUGCCCUGUGAAAAAUAACUCUUUAUGUCAUGAUAAACCCUUUACUGAAUGGCAGAAACGCGUAUCUGCAACAAAAAAAAAAAAGAUAAGUAUUGUUGGACCUCUCAAUUUCUAAGACAAGAAAAAUGAAAAAAAUUAUGCUUCCUGACCGUCAGAUCUCUGAGCCCUAAUGCUCAGUCCUUUCUUUCUGUUAGUGUUGAAUUGCUGCUUGGUUCUCCUUCCUCAAAUGAGUCUCGGAAUGUGCAAAGUUGGGUGAAUGUGUGCGUUUUCAUCGAGGGGAAAGUACUUCCCUGCAUUUCAGAUCUCAGUAUGGGAAAAAGUACUAUAAGAGGCACUUAAGGUGCUCUUUCUUCCUUUUUUUAAUGAUUCAUUUAAUUGAAUCCCAUUUCUGCGGUUGUAUGUAAGAAGGCAGUGACCAGCUGGAGAGGAGUUCAAGUUAUGUUGGCUGGCCUUCCAAUUCAUGCUGUUGAUGGAUGCAACUUUUAUUUUUUAAGUGUGAAUUUUCAUCUCCUCAAUCUCUUUCUUGUCUUGAUUUAUUUUUUAUACUUUAGUACUGUGCGUAUGAUUUGCAUGUUUCAAUCAUCAAAGGGAUUUAAAAGGAGAAUACGUACUUGCUGUUUACAGAAAGUGGAGAUAAAUGUACAUACGUUUUUGUAUGUUUAAAGAAAAAAAUAUGACUACUCAGGUUUGGAGCUGCUUGUAAGUAUAACAAGAUAACUAUAAUACCUAUAAAAAUACUUUUAUUUUGUUGAUCAACGGAUUGGGUGUCAUCUGGUGAAUGAUUGCAGCAUCCCAGUGGCGUGUGCUUCUUACACCUUCCUGAAGGGGGAUCUGUACUGUGCUUUUCAUCACAGGGAAUAUCAGUCGAUGCCCUCAGUGACACAGGCACAUCCAACACCUACUUAUAACAUCAGUGAUGCAAUUUCUACCAAAAACAUUUUUUUUUCUUUACCUAUAAGUAGACCUUUAAGCUGGAUGCCAAAGGUUGUGCCUCAAAAAGACAAACAACUGACAAAGACAGUAGUAGUGUGCUAUUUAAGUUUACAUAACCCUUUUUACUUUGAAGUGUAUCACAUAAUUUCAUGAUGUGAAGCUGUAGCCUUUAGAUGUCAGCCCUUAAAUGGGAUGCAUAUAAGUAUGAUUCAAUCAAAAAAACAAUCAAACCGGGACCAAUUGGCCAUAUGCAACCAAUAACUGCUGGAUAUUUUGGCAUCUGCAAUGUUAACACUAGGUUUUGUCUUCAUCCAAUUGGUUAAAUUGACAUUUACAGCCAUGCGCCUGUCCGAACAUGUCUUCAGUUUCAUACAUUAAAUUCUGCAAUGUUCUCAAAUCUUGACCCCUUCUAUUUUUCACUUGGUCUCUUUGUGCAAAGUACUCAAGGCUGGAUUGGUCGUUAGGGAUUUAGGGCACACAGCAAAGCAGUUGAGGACAAAUAAGCAUAACCCCCCUCGUCCUUUUUUCUCAUUUUCAUUUCAAUAUUAUGAAUAAACUUCAAAGUUGCCAUUACCCUGACACAGUAUAAA